AUGGAGUAUGAGUACGAGAAUGGCGGGUGCCUCCGCAGCGUAUUCCGCUCAUUCGUGUGCGUGACGCUAUCACUUCUGCUGGCGUUGCACGUGUACGCGUACUUCUGGGGGCCGGCGCGCGAGCCGCUGGACGGAGACUUCUCCGAUAUACGAUACGUGGUCACGCAGCUCACCAGGGGACUGACUGAGGUGAACCACAAGCACGAACGACUCAAAGGCGAGAUGGAGCGGCUGUCUUCGGCGCUGCCCGCCGUGGCCGCCGCUGCCGAGCGCGCCAAGGACGCGCUGCAGCCCUCCGCGCGCCGCACCGGCCAGCAAGCGCUCGACGUGCAUGACUACGACCGACAGGUGGCCGACUACGCGCUGGAGUCGGCCGGUGGUCGCGUGCUGAGUACCGGCGACACCGCCGAGCACGUGAUCUACGAGUCGCCGGUGGGCUGGGCGCUGCACGUGUUCACGGCGCUGGUGUGCCGCGAGUGCCUGGGCGCGCGCGCCAUGAUCCGCCCGGGAACGCUGCCCGGCGAGUGCUGGGCCUUCAAGGGCUCGCACGGAGAGGCGACAAUAAGACUGCUGGGCACCGUCCAAAUCACCGGCUUUAGCGUGGAACACAUACCGGCGCAUAUUUCGCCUACAAGAGAAAUAUCAUCGGCUCCUCGCCUGAUACAAAUAGAAGGCUUAGAAUUUCGCAGUGAUCCUUACCCACACGACUUCGGCAGUUUUGAAUACGACAAAGAAGGCAAACCUAUUCAGUAUUUCGAAGUGCAACACCCUUCGACCAAGGGCUACAAUAUAGUGCGAGUGCGAGUGCUGACCAACUGGGGGCAUCCCGUUUACACCUGCGUGUACAGAGUCAGGGUUCACGGAGACUUGGUCACUGGGCAGGCUCCUCGAGCAACGACGGCCAGCGAUGAUGCAGAUCUUAGAAUCGAAAACGAGUAA
Messenger RNA from Ostrinia furnacalis (Asian corn borer), 939 nucleotides. RefSeq names its product SUN domain-containing protein 2. The record is from RefSeq and is a predicted model, not a curated record. Gene Ontology annotation, cellular component: nuclear envelope; meiotic nuclear membrane microtubule tethering complex. The transcript is spliced from 4 exons. Gene Ontology annotation, molecular function: protein-membrane adaptor activity. The coding region runs from base 1 to 939 and encodes 312 amino acids. NCBI's taxonomy places the organism in Eukaryota, Metazoa, Arthropoda, Insecta, Lepidoptera, Crambidae.